AUGAGCCACUCGGCCGUUCCCACCUCCGUGACCGACUCGGUCCUCCAGAGUUCAGAACCUGUUCCGGAAGGAUCUCAUGUUGUAAGCGGAGUGGAUUUCGAUAAGUUCCAAGGACGAGAUAUCACAGUAGCCGAGAUGGUGGACAAUAUGGCGCACACUGGUUUCCAAGGUAGUGCAGUCGCGGAGGCGGCCAGCAUCAUCAAUGAAAUGCGCGCCUUUCGUGACCCUGAGACUGGAAACAAAACUACUAUCUUUCUCGGCUUUACCUCGAACCUAAUUUCCUCCGGUCUGCGUGACACCCUGCGCUAUUUGGUGAAACACAACCAUGUGUCGGCCAUCGUGACCACGGCUGGUGGCGUGGAGGAAGAUUUGAUCAAAUGCUUGGCUCCAACUUAUCUCGGUUCCUUCUCGACCCCAGGAGCUGGUCUCCGUGCCAAGGGUCUCAACCGGAUCGGCAAUCUCCUCGUGCCCAACAACAACUACUGUGCUUUUGAGGAUUGGGUGGUGCCCAUCUUGGACAAGAUGCUGGAAGAGCAAGAGGCGGCGAAGGAGAAGGCUCGGCAGACCGGGGAUGAGGAGGAUGAACUGCACUGGACACCUAGCCUCAUCACCGAACGGCUGGGACGUGAGAUCGACCACGAGGAUUCAGUCCUGUACUGGGCGGCCCGGAACAAAAUCCCCGUGUUCUGUCCUGCCUUGACCGAUGGCUCCCUGGGCGAUAUGCUCUACUUCCACACGUUCAAGUCAUCCCCUCAACGGCUUCGAGUUGAUAUCGUAGACGAUGUGCGCCGCAUCAACACCAUGGCAGUGCGAGCCACCCGAGCGGGCAUGAUUAUUUUGGGUGGCGGCGUGGUGAAGCACCACAUCGCCAAUGCAUGCCUGAUGCGAAAUGGGGCCGAGCAUGCAGUCUAUGUAAACACGGCGCAGGAGUUCGAUGGUAGCGAUGCAGGUGCUCGGCCAGACGAAGCGGUGAGCUGGGGAAAGAUCAAGGCGAAUGCCAAAAUGGUCAAGGUUUAUGCCGAGGCCACCGCAGUGUUCCCUAUGAUCGUCGCCGCUUCAUUUGCUCGUCAAUCACAAAACUGA
Messenger RNA from Penicillium soppii, 1083 nucleotides. Its product is annotated as deoxyhypusine synthase. The record is from RefSeq and is a predicted model, not a curated record. Gene Ontology annotation, molecular function: deoxyhypusine synthase activity. The coding region runs from base 1 to 1083 and encodes 360 amino acids. Lineage: Eukaryota; Fungi; Ascomycota; Eurotiomycetes; Eurotiales; Aspergillaceae. Gene Ontology annotation, cellular component: cytoplasm. Gene Ontology annotation, biological process: peptidyl-hypusine biosynthetic process. The transcript is spliced from 3 exons.